AUUGAAUGAACUUUCUCUCUCUCUCUAAAACUUGUAGUAUCAUUUAACUCUCUGUCUCCUUCUUCCUUUGAAUCCUCUGUUUUGGCUUUGUUUCUAGUGCUAAUCUUGUCACUCUCUAGAUAAUAUUAGUUGGGGAGGUGAAAAGAGAUUGAUUUUAUUUUAUUUUAAAAAAGAAGAGAUUGAUUUUUGUUUCUGCUGUGCAAUAAUUUUCUGAGAGGGGAUGUGAAGCUCUUAAUGUAUAAUUAAUCUGACAUUCUCAACAACUAUUUUGUGGGGUUUAGUUUUUGUUGAAAGAACAACAGAGAGAGAGAUGUCUCAGACCAACUGGGAAGCUGAUAAAAUGUUGGAUGUUUACAUCUACGACUAUCUGGUGAAAAGAGAUUUAAAAGCUACUGCUCAGGCUUUUCAAGCUGAAGGCAAAGUCUCAUCGGAUCCAGUUGCUAUUGACGCACCUGGAGGAUUUCUAUUUGAGUGGUGGUCUGUCUUCUGGGAUAUAUUUAUUGCUAGGACCAAUGAGAAGCACUCUGAGGUUGCUGCAUCUUACAUUGAGACACAGAUGAUUAAAGCACGAGAACAGCAAAUGCAGCAAUCUCAACACCCACAGGUCUCACAGCAACAACAACAACAACAGCAAAUACAAAUGCAACAGCUCUUGUUGCAACGUGCCCAACAACAGCAACAACAACAACAUCAAAACCAACCACCUUCUCAACAGCAGCAGCAGCAGCCAGCUCCUCAACAUCAACAGCAGCCAACACCACAGCAGCAGCAGCAGCCACAGAGGAGAGAUGGAUCCCACCUUGCAAAUGGAUCAGUAAAUGGACUUGUUGGUAAUAACAGCGACCCAGUUAUGAGGCAAAAUCCUGGGUCUGGGAGUGCCUUAGCUAAUAGUAAGGCAUACGAGGAGAGGGUCAAAAUGCCUACUCAGAGGGAGUCUUUAGACGAAGCUGCUAUGAAGCGAUUUGGGGACAAUCCUGGGCAACUCUUGGAUCCAAAUCAUGCAUCAAUGUUGAAAUCUUCUGGACAGACUGCAGGGCAAGUGUUACAUGGUGCUAUGUCUCCACAGGUUCAUUCUCGGAAUCAACAACUUCCUGGAUCUGCAGUGGAUAUUAAAAAUGAGAUCAAUCCUGUGCUGACUCCCAGAACUGCUGUUUCAGAAGGGUCUUUGAUUGGAAUUCCUGGUUCAAAUCAAGGCAACAACCUUACACUUAAAGGCUGGCCACUCACAGGAUUUGAUCAGCUUCGUUCUGGUCUUCUUCAACAGCAAAAACCAUUCAUGCAGUCUCCACAGUCUUUUCACCAACUCAAUAUGUUGACUCCUCAACAUCAGCAACAGCUCAUGAUGGCUCAACAGAAUCUAAACUCACAAUCUGUCAAUGAAGAGAACAGAAGACUGAAAAUGCUACUGAACAACAGGAGCAUGAGCCUGGGAAAAGAUGGCCUUGGGAGUUCUGUUGGGGAUGUGUUGCCUAAUGUUGGGUCUUCUUUACAACCUGGUGGUGGCUCUCUUUUGCCACGUGGAGACACUGAUAUGUUACUAAAGUUAAAGAUGGCUUUGUUGCAUCAGCAACAACAGCAGGGUGGUGGAAAUUUACCACAGCCUCAGAUACUUAAUCAGCAGGGCCUAUCAAAUCAACAAUCACAGAGCUCAAAUCACAACAUUCAUCAGCAAGAAAAAUUGGGAGGGGUUGGUAGUAUUACCAUGGAUGGUAGCAUGUCAAAUUCUUUUAGAGGAAAUGAACAGGUUUUGAAGAAUCAGAGUGGGAGGAAAAGAAAGCAACCGGUCUCAUCUUCUGGACCAGCUAAUAGUACAGGAACAGCUAACACCACAGGACCAUCACCAAGCUCAGCACCUUCUACACCUUCAACUCAUACUCCUGGAGAUACCAUGUCUAUGCCUAACCUGCCUCAUAGUGGUGGUUCCUCAAAACCAAUGAUCAUGUUUGGAUCUGAUGGAACUGGGACUCUUACUUCUCCAUCAAAUCAGUUGGCUGAUAUGGAUCGGUUUGUGGAAGAUGGGUCACUUGAAGACAACGUUGAGUCCUUUUUAUCUCAUGAGGAUGGUGAUCAACGUGAUGCCGUUGGACGGUGUAUAGAUGUUAGUAAAGGUUUCACGUUUACAGAAGUGAACUCAGUACGUGCGAGCACAGGCAAAGUUAUGUGUUGCCACUUCUCAUCGGAUGGAAAAAUGCUUGCUAGUGGCGGACAUGACAAAAAGGCUGUUAUAUGGUACACUGACACUAUGAAACCUAAGACCACCCUUGAGGAGCACACAGCUCUGAUUACAGAUGUCCGUUUUAGUCCCACCCUGCCUCGCCUUGCAACUUCUUCGUUUGAUAAAACUGUCAGAGUUUGGGAUGCUGAUAAUAAAGGUUACUCUCUUCGUAAUUUCAUUGGACAUUCUUCUAUGGUUACAUCACUUGACUUCCACCCCAACAAGGAUGAUCUCAUAUGUUCAUGUGACAAUGAUGGCGAAAUAAGGUACUGGAGCAUCAACAAUGGUAGUUGCACAAGAGUGUACAAGGGUGGUAGCACUCAGAUAAGGUUCCAACCACGUGUUGGAAAGUAUCUCGCAGCUUCAUCAGCAAAUGUUGUAUCUGUAUUAGAUGUUGAGACACAAGCUUGUCGACACUCUUUGCAGGGCCAUGCUAAUCCGAUAAACUCGGUUUGCUGGGAUCCUUCUGGUGACUUCUUGGCAACGGUUAGUGAAGAUAUGGUGAAAGUUUGGACGCUGGGGACAGGUAGUGAAGGAGAAUGUGUUCAUGAGCUAAGCUGCAAUGGCAAUAAGUUCCAGUCUUGUGUUUUCCAUCCUACUUACCCUUCCCUACUCGUAAUUGGUUGUUACCAGUCUUUAGAACUAUGGAACAUGUCAGAGAACAAGACGAUGGCAUUGCCUGCUCACGAAGGGCUAAUUGCGUCAUUGGCUGUUUCAACUGCGACUGGUUUGGUUGCAUCAGCUAGUCAUGACAAGUUAGUGAAGCUGUGGAAGUGA
Messenger RNA from Eruca vesicaria subsp. sativa (arugula), 2992 nucleotides. The record is from the annotation of a GenBank genome assembly. NCBI's taxonomy places the organism in Eukaryota, Viridiplantae, Streptophyta, Magnoliopsida, Brassicales, Brassicaceae.